This is a messenger RNA of Gaeumannomyces tritici R3-111a-1, 1128 nucleotides long. RefSeq names its product oxidoreductase. Lineage: Eukaryota; Fungi; Ascomycota; Sordariomycetes; Magnaporthales; Magnaporthaceae. The record is from RefSeq and is a predicted model, not a curated record. The transcript is spliced from 5 exons. Bases 1 to 1128 code for a protein of 375 amino acids. Gene Ontology annotation, molecular function: nucleotide binding.
AUGGCUCCGAUCAGGGUCGGCAUCGUCGGCUACGGCUUCUCCACCAAGUGCUUCCACCUGCCCUACAUCCUUCCGAACCCGGACCUCGAGGUCUACGCCUUCCUGCAGCGCGCCCCCGCCCCGGCCGGGCCGGCGCCGCCCGGGAAGCAUUGCGCCAUCGAUUUCCCGCGGGCCAAGCACUAUAGGACGGCCGAAGAGUUCUUUGGCGAUGCCGAGAUUGAGCUGGUGGUUGUGUGCACGCACUUGCACGAGGAGUUUGUCGAGCGGGCUUUGAGGACGGGCAAGCAUGUCGUCGUGGAAAAGCCAUUCGUCACCACCAGCGCCGAGGCGGACCGACUUAUCAGCCUGGCCAAAGACUGCAAGAAAGUGCUAACCGUAUUCCACAACCGCAGAUAUGAUAGCGACUUCCGCACGCUGCGUCAGCUCAUGGCAAAGGGUGCCCUCGGCGACGUCAGGGACGCGCAGGUCCAUUUUGACUUCCCCGGCCCUUCCUGGAUCUCGGGGUGGACGGCCAAGGAGUACAAGCCCGGCCAAGGCAUGGGUUUCGGGCUAGGAUCGCACACUAUCGACCAGGCCCUGGUCCUGUUCGGCACCCCCGCCUUCGUCACGGGGUUUUUCGCGUCCAACAGGGGGGUUGACAGCGACGUCGACGACACCUUCACCAUAAUCCUCCAGUAUGCGGCGCCGCACAAGAACCUCCUCGUCACGGUCAAGACGUCGAUAAUUACGCCCAUGAAGGACCAGCUCAAGUUCUUUGUGCGCGGCACCGAGGGCAGUUAUCUCAAGUUCGGAUACUGCCCCCAAGAAGCCCGUGCCAUCGCCGCACCAGGAAAACCCGCGUCGGGCUACGACGACUUCGGCGCCGAGGACCCGAGCAUCUGGGGCACGCUGACGACCAAGACGGCCUUCGACCCGGCCUCGCAGGCGCUCGACGGGGCGAGCGGCUACCAUAUCGGCAGGUACCCCAGCCUGCCGGGCUACUGUAGGGGCUACUACGAGAACGUGGUGGACGCGAUUAGGGGCAAGGGCGAGGUCGAGGUCAGGCCCGAGACGGCGCGGGACGGGCUCAGGGUCAUCGAGCUGGCGAGGGAGUCCCACGAGAAGGGGACAAAGGUGGCUUGGCGCUGA